AUGACGGACGAUACCAGCACCCUCCACUUUCUGGAUAAUAGUCACAAGCGACUCUGCCAAGUUCGAAACCUUUGUGUGGGGUACUCAUCCAAAUCUGGGCCGUUCAUCACCGGUGAUGUAGACGAAGCUGAACAAAGAAACACAUCGCGUACAAGCAUAGACGAGGACGAAACCGACCUGAUAACGGAUAAGAUUCAGGCAGACUGCCCUGAAUGUUUUGCUUGUCUGCGAAAUGUCUUCCCUCACUUGGAUGGUACGGCAGUAAACGAGAAUGGAUGGAGCUACAUGGCUAUUGCUACUUAUUCCGGUUCCUUGAAGAUGAUCAAGUACCUCGGUGCCUUGGAUACUCCGAAUGGGUCCUGCAUCCCACUUCUGACUCUAAACGCGCACAUCUUUGGAAAGGGAACGGCUCUCAUGAUGAUUGCACAGAACGAGAACCGCAACGUCGACCAAAGAAAAGUACAGCUUUGCACCUUCCUUACGCCCGAGUUAGGAGACGAGUUUGAGAAGCUCGGGCUGCCUCUUUAUGAUGUCCGCACUCCGCAGCACUGA
Messenger RNA from Penicillium angulare, 552 nucleotides. RefSeq lists its product as uncharacterized. The transcript has 3 exons. The record is from RefSeq and is a predicted model, not a curated record. NCBI's taxonomy places the organism in Eukaryota, Fungi, Ascomycota, Eurotiomycetes, Eurotiales, Aspergillaceae. The coding region runs from base 1 to 552 and encodes 183 amino acids.